Molecule: messenger RNA, 1869 nt
Organism: Rotaria sp. Silwood2
Lineage: Eukaryota; Metazoa; Rotifera; Eurotatoria; Philodinida; Philodinidae
Source: the annotation of a GenBank genome assembly
AUGGCGACACUGAUCAAUAUUGGUCUUACAACUUAUUUUACAUUGGUAGCAAUAAUCGGAACCCUUGGUAAUGGUGUUAUUUUAUUAGCAUAUGGAAAUCGUUGGAAUUCAUCGAAAUCAACAUCAGUUAUAUUCAUACUUAUUCUUGCUUGUAUAGAUUUGUGGACAUGUUUAAUUGUUGUACCAACCAUUGCCAUAAUGGAAUAUCGUGAUUUUGAUGUACCAACACCAAUAUGUCGCUUUUAUUCUUUUUCGAAAAAUCUUAUUAUUAUAUCAUCGUUUAUUAUGUCCUUUAUUGCUUUUGAUCGAUUUUUAAAUAUUGCUUUACCACAUCAUCGAUUACUUAAUCCACAACGAGUUAAAGUUUUGCUAACAUUAUUUAUCUCAAUUGGUAUUGGACUUGGUACAUUAACUGCAUUAGCAUUUUCAACUCAACCAAAUAAAAAAAAUUACCUUGCUAAUUAUGAUUUUAUUGAAGCAAAUGGAUCAUAUGUAACAAAUAAUCAAAAAGAAAUUUCUUUAGAUGUUGAUCAAAAUUCAUCAUUUUCACCAAAUAUGAUUAAUUCAAUUAAUGAACACCUUUCUAUUAGUGAUGGUGCUAAUUUAACAAAUUUUACUUUACAAUAUAAAUCAACAACUCUACGAUGUUUUGCUGAUACAUCGAUUAUAUCUGAAAACUUACGAGAUUUAUUAAAACAUGUAUCAAAUAAAGUUUUUUUUACUUUAAUUGGUAUAGUUACAAUUUUUUAUACAAUUACAUUUGUACUUGCUUUACAUCGACAAAAUCCUCGUAUACGUGCAUUAAAAAGAAGUUUAAAUGUUUUAAAUAAAUUUGAUUCAUAUCCAUCAACCAGAUCUAAUGAACGAGCAACUGAUUCUAUUGUUUCAGUUGAACCUCCAUUAUAUUCAUCAGGAACAAUGGCAACAACAACAACAGCCGUAUCAUCAAAACAAGCGACAAUCAUACUAAAUAAAUUUAAUCAUUCUGAUGAUAACUUAUUAUCAAAACAAACAUUAAAUAAAGCUGGUAGUAUUACUGAUGAAAAACAGUAUGAAAUGUCAAAUUUUAUUAAUAAUGAUGAUAGUGAUGAUCAAAAUAAUUCGUCACCACUUUUAUUAAGAAAAACAGUAAAACAUGAAGAUAAAACACAGCAAGACCAUCAUAUAAGUAUAUCAGAUGGUAUAUCAGAUGAUUUACAACCAUCAACAGAAAAAAUACAUGGUACUAAACAAGUAUCAUUUCGAAUCGAUAGUCAUCGUAAUACAUUAAAUAAUGAACCAAAUCAACAUUAUUCAACAUCAUCUAGUUUUUUUAAUGGUGAUGUAAAUGUUAAUAAUGAUAUGUACUAUAAAUUACCAUGCCCAUGUUCAACAACAUGCCAAUUAUUAAUUAAAUUUCAUUUUGCACGACCAUCGUCACAAUUAAAUCGAUGGCUAUGCUUUUGUUGUAUAAAAAAUAAAUCAUCAUCGAAUCAUCAUUCAUCAAUUGGAAAUCAAACUCAAGACGAAACAACAAAAGUAUUAACAUCAUCUAUACAAGGUAAUCGUACAACAGCAUCAAAUAGUGAAACGUUACGAAAACAAUUACAUCAACAUCGUUUAAAACAAAUACGCAUGGCAUCAACAUUUUUAAUUAUAACAGUAUCAUUUGUUCUUUUUUAUUUACCAUCAAUUUUAAAUGCUGAACGAAUUAUAAAAAGUCAUAUUAUGGUUUAUUAUUUGUAUUUAUGUACACAUGCAUUAAAUCCAGUUAUUUAUUGUUUUAUGAAUCCAAAUUUACGUGCAUAUGUUAUGUCAAUGUUUCAUUGUCGCACGAGACAAAAAGAACGAAAUAUUGGUAAAAGAAGAACAUCAAUAUUUGAACGAUGA